AUGGCGACGUUACCCCAGGCCGCGACAGAGAUGCCGCUGGCCAGGAAAGUCCGCAUCGACACUCGGGCGGUGGAUGGUGUCCGUGGUUUCGCCGUGUUUCAUAUCGUGGUGGGGCACCUCUUGCUCUUCAGCCGCGUGCAGGAGCUGUGGGAACCUUCAGAUGAAGAGUUGGUUGAGCAGUUGCCGCGUUUCGACUUCACAGAUACCAUUUGCCCAGAAGGGUGGCUCCGACUGGGUGAUACGUGCUAUGCAUCUGCCCCAUGUGGUCGCGAGCACUUGACGUGGUCUCAAGCCGAGGCAGUUUGUGCACAGAUGGUGCCAGGGGGGCACUUGAUGUCCGCGUCGACAGCACAGAUGGCCGCAGUCACGCAGACAUUUUACCCGUGGAUCUCUGACUGGUCUGAGCUAUUCUGGACCGGCCUGAACGAGAGAGACGAGAAGGGAAAAUGGCAAUGGACGACAGGCAGAGAAAACCCCUCGUUCACAUGGUUGGAUGGUGAGCCAAACGAUUGGGGAGGACAGGACGAGCUUUGCGCAGCUGGUUAUGCAGGUGGCCUCCUCCUCGAUGCCGCAUGCGAAUACCCCUUCAGAUACCUCUGCAGUGUGGAAGCGAAGAUGGAGCAUUGCCCAGCUCCCUGUGCCCAAGAGACGCCUGGUUGGAAUGGAGACACAUGGCGUUGUAGAGAGCAAGGCCCGGAAGGCGAGUGUCAAGAUGGUGGCUUCGGCACUGUGGCAUUGAUGGGCGGAGGCUCUAUGGGCCUUUUCUACAUCAUCUCUGGCUUCGUGAUGGCUGUGGGGUAUUGCCAGGUGAAGCUGCAACUUUGCGGUGUCUGUUGCGGAGGGGAUCCAGACAUGCCGAGAUUAAAUGCUUGUCAAUUCUGGGCACGUCGCUUGGUACGACUUGCCCCGACGUACUUCCUGACGAAUGCCAUCGGUGUGGCCUUGAAAGCAGCUUUCUCGACAGAGGAGUUUGACAAUUUCACGGCUUCCCAGUACGUGCAGUCUGUUCUCGGCUUGACUUCCUGGAGCUUUGUCGCACCUGUUGGUAAUGGCUUGACAUGGACGAUAUCGACGAUGCUUUUCUUCUACCUCUGUUUCCCUGUUCUGGGACCCGCCGUGCAGCGUGUUCCACUCGAGGGCCUCCGGGCACUCGCAUGGACCAUGUACGCACUGCAGGGGCUGCUGAUGAUGCUCGGCUAUACUUUCGACACACCGGGUUACUGGAUUCGAAUGUGGCCACCAGUGCGACUGCCCAUCUUCGUCAUGGGCAUAUGUGCCGGGCUGUCGCGGGUUCGCGGGGAGCAGCAGCGAGCAGCCCAGGCUGAUUCGUGCCAGACACCAGUGAGCCGCAGGGAUGUGCCAGUGGAAGUCGGCAGCAGGUGGGGCGUCGAGGCGUGUCUUCCUGACUGGGUAUGGGUGCUCCUCUGGACUGGACUUACUCUCUAUGGCACCACGAUCACUUUUCUGUGCUCCACAAACAUCCCCUUCCGCUUUACCCUCGAGGUGGUGUUCCCGAUGAUCUUCUACGAGUUCAUCCUCGCGAUCACGAGCCCCACUGCCGAAGGUGCUUGCUUGGUCCGCUUGUGCCGCUCCAAGCCCAUGCGCUUCCUUGGUGACAUAUCCAUGUGUGCCUACAUGGUCCACGUGCUGCUUGGUGAAGCGUUGGGCUAUGCGACGGGAACGCACAUCGGUGCAUGGCCUUGGUGGACACCACUGGCAGUUCUGCCCAACGCGAUUUUGCUGGGCUGGAUGCUGACGGAGUUCUUUGAGAAGCCUAUUUCAAGGUGCCUCCGGCCAGACAAGCACGCCGCCCACCAAAGUCCUGUAAGCGAGGAGAAGAUCGAGAAGGAGUCGCGUACACCAGGCGCCGAGGUCCUAGGAUCCCCGUCGCCGGAGGGGUAA
This is a messenger RNA of Symbiodinium sp. CCMP2456, 1902 nucleotides long. Lineage: Eukaryota; Dinophyceae; Suessiales; Symbiodiniaceae. The record is from the annotation of a GenBank genome assembly.